This is a messenger RNA of Siniperca chuatsi (mandarin fish), 9199 nucleotides long. RefSeq names its product CREB-binding protein-like. Gene Ontology annotation, cellular component: nucleus; histone acetyltransferase complex; transcription regulator complex. Gene Ontology annotation, biological process: positive regulation of transcription by RNA polymerase II. Gene Ontology annotation, molecular function: histone acetyltransferase activity; transcription coactivator activity; zinc ion binding. The record is from RefSeq and is a predicted model, not a curated record. NCBI's taxonomy places the organism in Eukaryota, Metazoa, Chordata, Actinopteri, Centrarchiformes, Sinipercidae.
CAUAGCGCGACACCUCCUCCUCCUCCCCCCACAGUCUAGCUGGGAAGAAAAAAAACUUUUUUUUGUAUCGGAGGAAUCAACAGCCGCCAUCUUGACGCGGCUCAGAAUCGGGAUUUCUGGGGGAGCAUUAAUUUUAAAAACCGAUCGGAGCCACUCAGACCGGACUCAAACGGCUUUUUUCGUGUAGAAAAUCGAAGUGUUAGUUCUUCCGAUGAGAAUUAAUGCAAACAUGUGAGGAUUACGUGGGUUUUUAUCGUCUCGAAAGCCCACUGUAUAUUUGAUUUCCCUUUUAGAGAGCACCGCUUCUCGCCGUAUCUCCGUCCCGAGACGCUGUAUUUAUCGGGAGACAGCGACGACAAAAAUAAUCCACCUCAUAGAAAAUAUUUUUUGAAUUUUGCUCUUUUUAUUUAAGACCGAGAUAGAUUUUAUGGCCGCUCGUUUCGACUGCGAAAAAAAUGAUUCUGUACAGACGUGAAACCGGCGAUCUGCGGAGAAGGGAUUUGCUUACGCCUUGUGUAAUAUUUUAUGAUUGAGUUUUAUUUAUUUUUCUCGAACUGAAAUAAUUUUUGGACGUAAUUAUUGAGGAUAAUUAUGUGGGUGUUGGGUGUUGGAUUAUCAUGGGGUGAUCUUCGGCGGCGAAGCGUGGCGCUGUUGCCCUUCUUUUGAAACCUUUUUCUCCAGGCAGCAUUUCGCCAGUCUGCCAGUCAAAAAAAAAAAAAAACAAACAGUUGAAUUGCUCCUUUACGCAUAACGUUAGGAAAAGUUACCAGUUAUUACGAGGCAGAGGCCGACAAGUUGGACUGAUCCUGCUGUUAUUUUCCUGCAUCAUCCAUUCAUAAAAUUUGCCGACCAGGAUGGCUGAUAAUCUGCUGGAUGUUGGACCCUCCACUGCAAAGCGACCCAAGCUGAAUUCACCCCUCUCUGGAUCAGAUGGCCCAGAUCUUGUGUCUCUGUUUGACCUGGAAAAUGACCUUCCAGAUGAGCUCAUCCCCAAUGGAGACUUGGGAAUGGGAAUGUCCUCUAACGGUGGUGGAGGUCCUGGUCUCAACUCCAUGGUCCCUGAUGCAGCUGCAAAACACAAGCAGCUGUCUGAGCUCCUGCGUCCAGGAAGCUCCUCCAUCUUGGGAGGUAGUCUCAACUCUGCCAGCCCCCAGCAGGGAGGCAUGGUGGGAAGCCAGCUAGGUGCUGUGCUUGGUAAAAGUCCACUGGGGCAGGGCUCUCCCAAUCACCAGUCUCCCCAGGUCCAGAAAGGAGGAGCAACUGCUGGACAAGGCAAUGGAAUCACAGGCAUGGGCUUCAACCAGGCCAUGUUGAACAGUGGGCAGGGCCAUGGGGUCAUGGGCCAGACAGGACAAGUGAUGAACGGGGCUCUGGGACCGGCAGGCAGGGGUAGACCUGGGCCUGGCAUGCAGUACCAGGGCCAAGGAAUGCAGGGGGCACAAGUGGGUGGUGGAGGCAGUGUGCUGGCAGAGACACUCACCCAAGGAGGGCCACAGUUGGGUGCACACAACACACUGAAUGCUCAGCAAGCUGGAAACAUGAAUAAGAUGGGGAUGUCAGGAGCUCCAUUUGGCCAGCAGUAUGGUCAGACUGGGGUGCAGCAGAUGGGGGCAGCGGGUGUCAACGCCCAACAACUCCAGAACAAGACAGCCCUUUCCAACAACCUGCCCCAAUUCCCUGCUGAGCUGAAGGGAGCUGGGAGUGUGCCAAACAUGUCCCAGAUGCAGCAGCAGGUACCGUCGGUGGGCAUGGUCCCUGGGGCUGGUGGUGUGUCGGCGGGCCCAACGGCCGACCCCGAGAAGCGCAAACUCAUUCAGCAGCAGCUGGUCCUGUUGCUUCACGCGCAUAAGUGCCAGCGGCGGGAGCAGGCUAACGGGGAGGUGAGGGCCUGCACCCUGCCCCACUGCCGCACCAUGAAGAACGUCCUCAACCACAUGACCCACUGCCAGGCUGGCAAGUCCUGCCAGGUGGCUCACUGUGCAUCAUCCAGACAGAUCAUCUCCCACUGGAAGAACUGUACGCGGCACGACUGUCCGGUCUGCCUGCCUUUGAAAAAUGCUAGUGACAAGAGAAACCAGCAACCCAUGCUAAGUUCCCCAGGGGCUGGCCUGCAGAACGCCAUCAGUACAGUGGGGUCUGGUCAGCCCAGUGCCACAGCCAUCAACAGUGCUGCCACGCACAUCGACCCCAGCUCCAUGCAGAGGGCCUAUGCUGCCCUUGGCCUGCCGUAUGGGAACCAGUCCCCAGCUCAGGGCCCAGGUCCCGCUCAGCAAAGCUCCCAGCACCAGCAGCUGCGAAACAUGAACCCACUAGGCACUAAUCAGAUGAACCCGAUGGCAGGUGGCAUGGGUGUCCCUUCAGACCAGGCUGGCAUGCAUUCCGACUCUUCUCUACCAUCCACACUCAACAAUCAGCUGAUGCCAGAUGGGUCAGUAGCGGGAGGCAUGGGAAACCUGCCCACUGCCACCCCUCUCUCUGCUACGGGGGUAAGGAAGGCCUGGCAUGAACACGUCACUCAGGACCUGCGCACCCACCUGGUGCACAAACUUGUACAAGCCAUAUUCCCCACCCCAGACCCCGCAGCACUGAAGGACCGGCGAAUGGAGAACCUGGUGGCAUAUGCACGCAAGGUUGAGGGUGACAUGUACGAGUCAGCUAAUAGCAGGGAUGAGUAUUACCACUUCCUGGCAGAGAAAAUCUACAAAAUCCAGAAGGAACUUGAGGAGAAGAGGCGCUCACGGCUCCAGAAACAGCCGGGCAUGGUGGGCACACCUGGGCCUCAACAACCUGGUAUGGCUCAGCCCAAUGCCAUGGGCCCAGGACAGGCCGUCCGACCUCCCAAUGGACCUGUGCCUAUGCCCAACAUGCCAAAUCAGAUAAUGAACCGUAUGCAGGUGCCCCACGGAAUCAAUCAGUUUAACCCAAUGGCAAUGCAGAAUGCACAGAUGUCUCAGGCACCCAUGGGAGCACGUGCUCCCUCCCCCAUGAACCAUCCACAGCAGAUGAACAUGAGCUCCAUCCCAGCGAUGGGCAUGUCCCCGUCAAGGAUGCCUCAGACUCAAGGAAUGAUGGGUAGUCAUGCUAGUAACAUGGUAGCUCAGCCAGCCAACCAGGGCCAGUUCCUGCCACAGAGCCAAUUCACUGCAGGUGGAGCGAUGAAUGUAGGCUUGGGCCAGCCCAUAACACAGGCUGCUGUCACACAGCAGCCGCAGAACUCUAACCUCCCUCUGAAUGCACUGGGAUCCCUUAGCUCCCAGCUUCCAUGUGGCCCUGCAGCCCAGCCCACCCUGCGUGCCACCCCUCCACCCAAUGCCUCUGCCAGCCUGCAGUCUCAGCAGCUGCAGCAGCAACAGCACCAUGCUUCUGCACAGGCCCAGGUGCCAGCGCAGCCCUCCACCCCUGCCUCCACGGGUGGGCCCUCCUCCACCCCAACCCACGUACCCAGUAGCCUCCCUCGCCCUCCCUCAGCCAUGGGCACACCCCCUGACCCCUCCCAGCCGCUCACACCCCUGCAGCCCCAGACAGAACCCCCCAGUCAGAUGCAGCAGCCCACCUCAGUGCAGGCACAGCACCCCAGCACACCGUUGUCCCAGGCAGCAGCGAGUAUAGAUAACAGAGUGCCCACCCCAGCCUCUGUGGCUGAGCUGAGCUCCCAGCAGGCCCUGCCGGACAUAAGCUGCACUGAAGCCAAACCUGAAGUAAAAGAAGAAGACGACAACUCUGGGAAGAAGCAGAUGGAUGUAAAAAUGGAGGAGGAUGAAACCAAACCCUCUAUGGUGAAGGAGGAGGAGCCAGAUGCAGCAGAGCCAAAGCAGGAACCAAUGGAAACUGAGGAGAAGAAGCCGGAGAUGAAGGCAGAACCCAAAGAAGAGGAGGAAAAUGGGGCUAACAGCACAUCAAUGACAUCCACCACUCAGAACCGCAAAAAAAUUUUCAAACCAGAGGAGCUGAGACAAGCUCUAAUGCCGACACUUGAGUCCCUCUACAGGCAAGACCCAGAGUCACUGCCCUUCAGACAACCUGUAGACCCCAUGCUACUGGGCAUACCUGACUACUUUGAAAUUGUGAAGAAUCCCAUUGACUUAUCCACCAUAAAACGCAAGCUGGAUACGGGUCAGUACCAGGAGCCGUGGCAGUAUGUGGAAGAUGUGUGGCUCAUGUUCAACAAUGCCUGGUUGUACAACCGUAAAACAUCCCGUGUCUACAAGUACUGCACCAAACUGGCAGAAGUGUUUGAAGCAGAGAUUGAUCCCGUCAUGCAGGGCCUGGGCUACUGCUGCGGCAGGAAGUAUGAGUUCUCACCCCAGACGCUGUGUUGCUAUGGCAAACAGUUGUGUACCAUCUCCAGGGAUGGCACCUACUACAGCUACCAGAACAGUUCACCCAAAUAUGGCCUUAUUGCCGACAGGUAUCACUUCUGUGAGAAGUGCUUCAACGAGAUCCAGGGCAACAGUGUGACCCUGGGGGACGAUCCGGCACAGCCACAGACCAUGAUAUCAAAAGAGCAGUUUGAAAAGAAGAAAAAUGACAUGUUGGACGCUGAACCGUUUGUUGAAUGUAAAGACUGUGGACGAAAGAUGCAUCAGAUCUGCGUGCUGCACUACGACGUCAUUUGGCCAUCAGGCUUUAUCUGUGACAACUGUCUGAAGAAGUCUGGCAAAACAAGAAAGGAAAACAAGUUUGCAGCCAAACGGUUGCAGUCUACAAGGUUGGGGACGUAUAUUGAGGACAGAGUGAAUAAGUACUUGAAAAGGCAGAACCACCCAGAGGCCGGUGAGGUGUUUGUGCGAGUGGUGGCCAGCUCUGACAAAUCUGUGGAGAUUAAGCCUGGCAUGAAGUCUAGGUUUGUGGACUCAGGUGAGAUGGUGGAGAGCUUCCCUUACAGAACCAAAGCACUUUUUGCAUUUGAGGAAAUAGAUGGGGUGGACGUUUGUUUCUUUGGCAUGCACGUCCAGGAGUACGGCUCAGAGUGCCCCUUUCCAAAUACCAGACGGGUUUACAUAUCAUACCUCGACAGUAUUCACUUCUUCAAACCACGUUUGCUAAGGACUGCAGUGUACCAUGAGAUCUUAAUAGGCUACCUGGAAUACGUGAAGAAACUGGGGUAUGUGAUGGGUCACAUCUGGGCCUGCCCACCCAGUGAAGGAGAUGACUACAUUUUCCACUGCCACCCUCCUGACCAGAAGAUCCCCAAGCCAAAGAGGCUCCAAGAGUGGUACAGAAAGAUGCUGGAUAAGGCUUUCGCUGAGAGGAUCUUACACGAUUACAAGGACAUUUUCAAGCAGGCAACAGAAGACAGACUGACCAGUGCCCAUGAGCUGCCGUACUUUGAGGGUGACUUUUGGCCUAAUGUACUGGAGGAGAGCAUCAAGGAACUGGAGCAGGAGGAGGAGGAGAGGAAGAAGGAGGAGAACACGGCCUCCUCUGAGACGACAGAGGGAGCCCAAGCUGACAGCAAGACUGCCAAAAAGAAGAAUAACAAGAAAACCAACAAAAACAAGAGCAGCGUCAGCCGAGCCAAUAAGAAAAAGCCUGGGAUGCCGAAUGUAGCCAAUGAUCUGUCCCAGAAGCUCUAUGCCACGAUGGAGAAACAUAAGGAGGUGUUUUUUGUUAUCCACCUCCAUGCUGGGCCAGUCAUUAACACCCUGCCACCCAUCAUGGACCCUGACCCUUUGUUGACCUGUGACCUGAUGGAUGGCCGUGAUGCUUUUCUGACUUUGGCCAGGGACAAGCACUGGGAGUUCAGCUCACUGAGAAGGUGCAAAUGGAGCACGAUGUGUAUGUUGGUAGAGCUGCACAACCAGGGCCAGGACCGCUUUGUGUACACCUGCAACGAGUGCAAGCACCACGUAGAGACUCGCUGGCACUGCACCGUUUGUGAGGACUACGACCUAUGCAUUAACUGCUACAACGCCAAGGGCCAUGAGCACCAGAUGGUGAAGUGGGGGCUGGGUUUAGACGAUGACAGCAACGGUCAGGGUGGAGAGGCCUCCAAGAGCCCUCAGGAGAGCAGACGUCUCAGCAUCCAGCGCUGCAUCCAGUCCCUGGUCCAUGCCUGCCAGUGCCGCAAUGCCAACUGCUCUUUGCCUUCAUGCCAGAAGAUGAAGAGGGUGGUUCAACACACCAAGGGCUGCAAGCGCAAGACCAAUGGUGGCUGCCCUGUGUGCAAGCAACUCAUUGCUUUAUGUUGUUAUCACGCCAAGCACUGUCAGGAGAACAAGUGUCCUGUUCCCUUCUGUCUCAACAUCAAGCACAAACUCCGUCAGCAGCAGCUGCAGCACAGGCUCCAGCAGGCUCAAAUGAUGCGCCGCAGAAUGGCCACCAUGGCUGGAAGGGGUAUGCCCAUGCCAUCUCCACCUACCUCAGCUGCCCCUGACACCCCCAACUCUGUGCAACAGCCUCAUACACCCCAGACCCCCCAGCCCAUGCCCAACCAGCCCCAACAACAGCAGCCACCAAACCCUGCCAGUAUUGCCCAAGGCUUCCCUAACAAUGGCCGCAGCAGCCAGCCCCCAACACCAGUGCCGCAGGGCAAACCAGGGCCUCAGUCAUCCCCUCUCCAUCAGCAGCAGUCCCCUCUGCCUAACAUGCCUCACCAACAGCAGCCUCAGCCCCCACAGCAGCAGCAGCAGCAGCAGCUGGCAGCCCAGAAGGUGGCCAGACAGAUCGAGAUGGCAGCCAAGGCGAAGCAACAACAACAACAGCAGCAGCAGCAGCAACAGCAGCAGCAGCAGAAUUAUGCCAGGAAUGGGAUGCCCAUGAACCACCCACGAAUGAUGGGGCCCAUGCAGGGCCAGAUGCAGAUGCCACGGGGCCCCCAGGUGAUGCAGGCAAUACAGCAGGGCCAGUGGGGUCCAGGGAUGCAGAAUCCCAUGCAGAAUCCCCAGGGUCAUCAGCAACAGGUCCCUCCUCAACAAGGCCCCAUGGCCCCUCAGCAGGCUCAGGGAACCCCCAUGCCCCAGCAGGGCCAGCUCAUGCAGAGGCCCAUGAUGCCCCAGCAACAGGGUCUCCAAAUGCCUGUGGUCAUGCCUCCCCAGGGGCCCUCACAGCAGGGCAUGACACCACAACAGCAAAACAUGCCACGGGGCAUACCUGGUAACAUUGCUCCGAGUGCCCUGCAGGACUUACUGCGGACCCUCAAAUCUCCCAGCUCCCCCCAGCAGCAACAGCAGGUCCUCAACAUCCUCAAGUCUAACCCCCACCUCAUGGCUGCCUUCAUUAAACAGAGGACAGCCAAGUACCAGGCCAACCAGCCGCAGCAACAGCAGCAGGCACAGCAGCAGAACCCUCAGGCGAUGCUGGGGUCCCAGGCAGGAAUGCAGGCCAUGGCAGCCAUGGCAAACCAGGUGCAGAGGCCAGGGAUGGCACCUCAGCAGCAGCCUCCUCAGCAGGCAGGGCCCCAGGGCAUGGCAAACAUGGGUCCCCAAGGCCAGAUGAUGAAUGCUGCUCAAAACGGCAAUCCCCAGCUGUACCGCAGACAGCAGCUGCUCAGGAUGCAGCAGAUGCAGCAGCAGCAGGCACAGCAGCAGCAGGGAGGCAUGCCUCAGGUCCACGGUCAGUUCCCCCAGCAGCAGCCAGGGCCAGCAAGCUACUCCCAGCUCCGUAUGCAGCAGCAAAUGGCUAUGCAAGGAGGUGGGGGGCCCAUGGGACAGCUCCCUCCCACGUCCCAAAUGGGCCAACCUGGCAUGGGCAUGGAUGGGCCCCAGAGCCUCCUCCAGCAGCGCAUGCUUCAGCAGCAACAGCAGCAGCAGAUGUUAAAGCAGCAGAUGGGCUCACCAGCGCAGGCUAACUCCAUGAGUCCACAACCCCACAUGCUCCAAGGCCAAGCCCAGGGAGGAGCUCACUUACCUGGCCAGACAAUGGCAAACACCCUGGGAAACCAAGUACGCUCCCCAGCCCCAGUGCAAUCGCCCCGUCCGCCUUCGCAGCAGCCCCCGCAUUCCAGUCCUUCCCCACGGAUACAGCCCCAGCCCUCACCUCAGCACGGUGCACUCCACUCCAGCUCUCCCCACCCCAGCCUUGGAGGCCCCAUGUCAGGCUCCAUGGAACAGGGACACAUGGGAACACCGGAGCAGAGUGCCAUGCUCCCUCAGCUUAACACACCAAACAGAGGGGGGUUGAGUAAUGACAUGGGUAUGGUGGGUGACACGACGGGAGACACGCUGGAGAAAUUUGUUGAAGGAUUGUAGCAUUUUGUGACAGAAGAAAGGCCUUGUUCUGUGUUCAGCUGAGAAAUUUUUGUACUUGCUGAUGUAAAAAGCUAAAAGAAAUACAAACAAAUGAGUCAUAUGAGGCCUACAGACUGUGAACUUUCCUUAAACCAAGGGACUGCUUUUUCUUCCAACACACAGAGUGAUUUAAUAAUUGCUGUUGAAAAGAAGACAACAGAGACGCAAAGAAUAUAUUUUUGGUUCAGACCAGCCAUGCAAGAAUUUGCCCUGGUCUUUGUGUUGUUUUAAGUUGUUUUUCAUUUGUUAUGCUCUGGUAUUGACUUUUUUAACAAAACUUCUCAAAACAAAAAAAUAUUUCAUUUUAUUAUUCAAUUUUUUUUAUUUUGUACCUUUGCAAAUUAAUAUCGUAUUUGUGUUGAGAAGACUGUAAAAUUAUUUGUCUGGGAAUUUUUUGCCAGGUUUCACCUCUUGCUCAGUGUCUCUGUUCCUGGCUAAUUUAUUCUAAUAUGCCAUUUUUCGAAAGGACUGCCUUUGGGGAAAGCCUUAAUUUCUUUCCUGUUUGCAGAGUCUAUUGGAGAUUAAUGUAUUUGUAUAGAUCUAGGAACUCUUGCACACACCCAAACACAAAAGGCAGGUGUAAGAGAAGCCUGCAUUGAAGCUUGUUAAUGUUCACAGGUGCCGGAAUGUUCUUUUUACUGGCUUGGGCCCAGAAAUUGUCUUGCAGAUGUUUAAAAAAUUGCUUAGUCUCUCCCUCAGUCUAAAGAAAUUCUCAUUAAGUCCUGAACCUCUUUUGCCUGUGGUGGGAAAUUAACUUGUUUGACUGCUGAUUUGUGUUCAGAGAGUUUUGUGCAUCAUUUUCUCUCUUGCAUUAAACUUGAAUUGAUGAUGAACUGUUCUCUAAUGUAAAUCAUGCAGCUAGACAGUACUGUAAAUAUGCAGAAAAUUAGAAUGAAAUCACUGUACAAACUGGUUCAAAUGGCUCAUUUCGUACUUAUAUACCAUAUUGUUAAAUAAACCUGUGUGCCACA